GGCGGAAUCUGUCGUUUCGAUUAGCUACUCCUGAAAGUUUGCGGAAGUUUAUUUUGAACAGCUAAAGUUGAAGUCAUACGUCAAGAGACUAUCAUCAGAAAGACGCUUGGUGUUUUGGUUGUACUUCAAUAGAUGGACCUCCGUUCAGAGAAAAUACAGCGGAUCCUCUCCAAGUACAAAUUCCAUGAUGUUGCGGUUGAGGAGCUGCAGAAGAUCUAUCGAAUCUACCCUGGGAUGGUACCGUCCACAGGCACAUACACAUUUAGUGACGGCACCCAAAAAGAUCUUGUGAGAUUAGUUGGUAACAUCCCGGUCCCAUAUGGAGGUCGCUCCUAUAACUUCCCCGUUCAGCUGUGGUUGAUGGACUCGUUCCCCUUCACUCCUCCCAUAUGCCUCCUGAGACCGACCGCUAACAUGGUCAUCAGAGAGGGCAAACAUGUUGAUGGGGGAGGACGGAUUCACCUGCCGGGUCUGCACAACUGGGAUUAUCCCAAGUCAUCCGUGGUGGGUCUUCUGGCUGAGAUGGCUGCCAAGUUUGAGGAGGAUCCUCCACUGUCCUCGAAGUCCACAGUGGACAACAAAGACGAGCUCCUGGCUUUUGUUUCUAACAUACAGAUCAACGACGGUGGAAGCCGACGUCUUGAUCAGCCGAACAACAAAGUCUCAGUUAUCGGGGGAGGAGAUUUAGGAAUGGCAUCGGUGAUGAGUAUUUUAUCAAAGUGUAAAGUGGACCAACUCGUUUUCAUCGACGUCUCUGAAAGUUCGACAAAGGGCGGCAGCACCGAUCUAGAGAUUUUCCGUCUGCCCCAGGUGGAGGUUUCCAGAGAUCUGUCAGCCUCUGCAGGCUCCCGGGUCGUCGUCGUGACCGCAAAUUCAUGGAGCAGCGAGCAGUCGUACGCGAGCGUGGUCCAGACUAACGUGGACCUGUACAGAGGAAUCAUCCCAAAUCUUGCACGUUUCAGCCCCAACACAGUCAUGCUCAUCGCCUCGCAACCAGUGGACGUCAUGACCCACGUCGCCUGGAGGCAGAGUGGUCUGCCCCCGACACGGGUGAUCGGAGCAGGGUGUAACCUGGACUCGGAGCGACUCAGUCACAUCCUGGAUAUAAACCUGAACACUCACAGACCGGCCUGGGUCAUAGGAGAGCUUUCAGACAACAAAGUUGCUGUGAUGAGUAACACUGGGCUGAGCUCCAGUGUGCAGCCAGAGAUCGCAGCAGGAUCCAACUCUACCAAACCAUUGUUAGACAGAGCGUUUGAGAUGAUGAAGACUCGAGGACAGCGGUCGUGGUCUGUGGGUCUGUCCAUCGCUGACAUCACAAACAGUGUCCUGACGGACAAGAUGAAGACCCACUCCGUCUGCACCCUGGCUCAGGGCUGGGGUGGCAUCGGUGCAGAGGUGUUCCUCAGCUUGCCGUGCAUCAUGGGAUCAAACGGUUCCACGCGCUUGGCCGGAGUGUCACUGGGGUCGGAAGAAGACUCCAAGCUGAGAGAAAGUGUCACCUCCCUCUCUGACCUCAUGGGUCAGCUCAGGAUAUGAAGGAUAGGAUUGUAUUCCCAGUUUGGGAGACAGCAGCUGCUUGUUGACUGUUCUCGAGUCAACACACACACACACACUACAGAUGGACUGUGCCUGUGCUGAACACUAGAAUUUAAGUUAUGCAUAAAAUGACUGUCCUAAAUCCAUAUAGUUUAAUCAUGAGAUUUGUUAGAUACUGUGUAUAAAGUGUGGGUACAAAGAAAGAUAAUUCAGAAAUAUUGAACAUGUUACAUGAAUGCACUGUUAUAUUUUUGGAAAGCCAUGGACUCUUAUGCAAAAGCAUCUAAAGAAUACUGAUGCUUGUAGUUUUGAAAUAUAUUUUUGUCUGAACUACAUUUACCAAAGAGGACGUAAUCAUCCUUACAUUUGUACUGAUCCAUUCCUUACAUAAUUCCUUUGGAGAGAAAUCUACAGGGUGCGAGGCAUGUAUAUUAUAUUCAGGUGCUGGGGUGGACUCAUUGAAAUACAGCUAUAUAUAUAUAUUCAAAUAUAUAUUUGAAUGGCCUUAUUUGUUGUCUUAGUGCUGUUUCCAUAUUUGAAGCAAUCAACAUUUCAAAUGCAUUCGUAUUUGAAGUGCCGUUGCUCUUUGUGUAAAAUACUUUGCACUGCUAGAACCUCUAAUAUGUACAGCAAGACUACACGAUGUGGGUGUGCAAUAAAUAUCUGAAACCAGAUGUGGAUCGUCUCUGUGGGAGAGAGAAGACAAUGGACAACUACGGUUCAUCUCUUUAUAAAACUCAAAUGAGUAGUUGCAUAAGUGUACAUAAGCUUUGGUCUGAGCUCCAGCAUCACUGAUGUCAGCCCGCUUCAUAAAAAAGAGCGGUGAUGUACAGUUGGUCAGGUCACAUGACUCGAUACUCCAGCAAACCAGACAUGUGUGCAGGUCGAGAUUCAAGUUCUUGGGUAAGAAUCGCAGCAGAAAGACCAAAGUUCAUGAACAAACCGUAAAACAUCCGUUAACGUCACGUCUUAAGAUGAAAAAUGAUUUUUUUUUAGCAGUAACCUGGAACUCCAUUAGAAAUCAACUGAAUACUUAGAGAAUUGCAAAAGACAAAAGCGAUGUUAAGACAUGGUAUGUAAUGUAACAAUAUAAACAUGUUUGAGUAAUAGGUCCUUGUACAGUAUGUUAUGGCUCAACUUCCAUUUCUUAAGAUCUUUAGCUCUGAGCACCAGAGUCUUUGCAAUGGCUC
Anarrhichthys ocellatus (wolf-eel) is the source of this 2729-nucleotide messenger RNA. It is a transcript of the gene uevld, whose product is annotated as UEV and lactate/malate dehyrogenase domains. The transcript has 12 exons. The record is from RefSeq and is a predicted model, not a curated record. Gene Ontology annotation, biological process: pyruvate metabolic process; lactate metabolic process; protein modification process. Gene Ontology annotation, molecular function: L-lactate dehydrogenase (NAD+) activity. Bases 133 to 1539 code for a protein of 468 amino acids. Lineage: Eukaryota; Metazoa; Chordata; Actinopteri; Perciformes; Anarhichadidae.